Messenger RNA from Daktulosphaira vitifoliae (grape phylloxera), 2064 nucleotides. Its product is annotated as odorant receptor 33b-like. The record is from RefSeq and is a predicted model, not a curated record. Gene Ontology annotation, biological process: sensory perception of smell; detection of chemical stimulus involved in sensory perception of smell. Gene Ontology annotation, cellular component: plasma membrane. The coding region runs from base 251 to 1501 and encodes 416 amino acids. Gene Ontology annotation, molecular function: olfactory receptor activity; odorant binding. Lineage: Eukaryota; Metazoa; Arthropoda; Insecta; Hemiptera; Phylloxeridae. The transcript is spliced from 7 exons.
AAUAAGUGUUCCACCAGUAACAAGUGGUUUCCUGCUAGUCUUAUCUGCCGUUUGUAUUCAGUAUUGCCUACAGCAGUAGGGUCGUUAGGUGUGAAUGUGAUAGUUGAUUCUCUAAUGAUACUCAUGAUCAACUAAUUAAGAUUACAAAAUGAAGAAAUUUUAAGAUUUCUGGUUAUUUAUUAAAUUCAAUACGAUAAAAAUAACAUUUCACUAAGAUUAUUUAAAUUGAGUUCUACUUGAAUUCUAAAAAAUGGAUAACCAAGAAGAAAAAAACUAUAUCAUUAACUAUCACUUAAUAAAGAUUUACAAAAUGUAUCAUAUAUUUUAUCCAAAAAACAAACCUGGCUUAAAAAUUGGAAAAUACAACAUAAACUAUUAUGCUAUUAAUCCAUUUCUUUCGUUUCUCGAUUUAAUAGUAUUUAUAAGCUGUUUUAUUGGGUUUUUCUUCGUAUAUAAUGAUUUGUACGCACUUUUUCAAAUAUCAUUAUCAUUCUUUUGUGCUUUUAAUAGAAUUUUCAAAACUAUAAGAUUUACGCGGAAAUUUGAUGAACUCUGGAAGUUAUUUGAUGUGAUGAGAGAUGAUUUUUUAUCACAUAAUUGUUACAGAAAAGAUAUAUUUCAGCAUUAUAAGAAAAAAUGCAUAGUAGUGAUAAAUAUUUACGCGACGAUAUGGUUCAUAUCUCUUAUUAUAUGGAUUUUAAAUCCUUUAAUGAUGAAAGAGAUUACUGUAGAAAAUCGACAAGGCAAUUUUGUGAUUUAUAGAAAUUCUCCUCUCCAAAUAUUUUUUUCUGUUAUGUCGUAUGAACAUUACGAAAAAAUGUACAUAUUAAUUUAUUUAAUAGAAUCAGCUGUUCUUGUGAGUGCAGUUUUAGACAUUUUACUAUAUGAUAUUACCGUAAUUGAGCUAUGCUGGAUGUUAUCUGCACAAUUCAAAAUGAUUGCUUCUAAGUAUGAAACUUUUGGCUAUCAACAUACAAAUAAUGAAGAAGAAAAUAACAACAAUUCUGUCGAAAAUUUAAGGAAUGUAAUUAUAAAUCACAUACACAUUAUUAAGAAAAUUAAAAAUUUUUAUGAAUUAUUCAAGCCUAUUACAAUAGUUCAAAUGGGAAUAAUGUCUAAUGUUUAUAUUGCAUUAACUUUUUUAUGUGUUUUGUUUUAUUUCAAAAGUGGAAUGUUGUUGUCACUGAUUUUUUUAAAGUUCGUAUGUAGUUCAUUGGCAAUAAUGAUGCAUUUAUACAUCUCAGGAUAUUUUUUUGAUUAUUUAGAAAAUGAGAGGAAUUCUAUGAUUUACGCGAUUUAUAGUUGUAAUUGGACCAAUCAAAACAUGGAGUUAAAAAAAAUGUUGCUUAUGGCUUUUAGUAUGAAUAAUGGUUGUAAUAUAGUCAUGCGGUUGACGCCAACAAAGUUUGUCAAUAUAGAAAUGUUUGCCAAAGUAAUGAAUGUAACAUAUUCAAUUAUUUCGCUAUUAACAAAAAAGAAGCUAGUAGAACAAUCUCAUUAAAUUUAUAUUGAUUCAAAUCGAAGAAAAAAAAUUAAAAAAUAAGCAAAUUAUGUUUUAAUUAGAAUAUAAAUUUAAAAACAAAUUUAUUAAAAUAAUUAAAAAUAAUAAAAAGUUAGUUAACUAAUAUUUUAGCUAAUUUUGAUGGAAGAAAUUAAAAAAAGUAUUAAAAAAAAUAAUAUUUAAUUAUCACCUAAAUCAGUAAACUUAAAAUUAAUAUGUACAUAAUAAAACAAUAAUUCAGUAUAAUGUUAACUAAAAAAUAAAAAUUAAGUAUAAAUAUUCAGAGUAGAACUCUAUUUAAUGAGUAAUGAACUGAAACAAAAGUUUAAAUAAAAGCGUACACUUACACCAUUGAUAGGGUAUUAGUCCAGUUAGUAUUCAAUACGUUUUAAAAAGCUAAUAAAGAAAUAAAUACCGAGUAUUUUUACUAGAAAUAACAAAAUAAUAAUCAUCACAUAGCUUGUUGAAUUUAGUAAUUUUGUAAAUCAAUAUCAUAAUAUUCAAUUAUAAUGUGUGAAAGAAAAAAAUUAGUCAUUUAGGAAUACAUUUUGCGUCUCAUAAAA